This is a messenger RNA of Brugia malayi, 1674 nucleotides long. RefSeq lists its product as uncharacterized. Lineage: Eukaryota; Metazoa; Nematoda; Chromadorea; Rhabditida; Onchocercidae. Gene Ontology annotation, biological process: protein K11-linked deubiquitination; protein K48-linked deubiquitination; protein K63-linked deubiquitination. The transcript is spliced from 12 exons. Gene Ontology annotation, molecular function: cysteine-type deubiquitinase activity; K63-linked polyubiquitin modification-dependent protein binding. The record is from RefSeq and is a predicted model, not a curated record. Gene Ontology annotation, cellular component: nucleus; cytoplasm. The coding region runs from base 1 to 1674 and encodes 557 amino acids.
AUGUGGCCCUUGAGUACCACUGGUGACGGUAACUGUUUGUUGCAUGCAGCAUCGCUUGGUAUGUGGGGUAUCCAUGAUAGACAACUGAUGUUGCGAAAGAUUUUAUAUGAAAUGUUGACAAGAGGAAGUAGACGCCAUGUACUUUGGCGGCGUUGGCGUUGGACAGAAAGUCAGUCAAAUUUACAAUCAGGCUUAGUUUUAACGGAUGAAGAAUGGCAGCGUGAAUGGGAUAGUGUUCUCCACAUGGCCGCAGCAAUUCCGAGAACUUUUACUAUUUCGGAAGAUAAGGAACCUAGCAGGAGUGAAGGUACUGAACAAGUUUAUGAAAGUUUGGAAUCCAUUCAUGUCUUUGCACUUGCUCAUAUUCUCAAGCGCCCAAUAAUUGUUGUGUCGGAUACAGUGCUUCGCAAUGCUGUCGGUGAAGAACUUUCUCCCAUUCCAUUUGGUGGAAUUUAUUUACCUCUGGAAUGUCCUUCGGAUCAGUGUCAUCGUUCACCACUUGUUCUUUGUUAUGAUUCGGCUCAUUUUUCAGCUCUAGUCACCAUGCGUCACACAGCAUCUAACUCUCUACAAUCCAUCAUUCCAAUUACUGAUAGGAACCGUAUUCUUCUUCCUUUGCAUUUUUCUGUUGAUCCAGGACCGGAUUUUACUUGGUGGAAAGACUCGGAAGAUGCAGAAAUAGCGGCACGGAUCCAACUAACUGAAGCUGAUAAACUUUCACUUAUUCGUGAAUAUAUGGAUAUUGUUAAGAUUCCGGUUCGCCGAUACUCAUUCCGACAUAACUUAACUGGAAUCAGAUUGGUAAACGGUGAGGAAGGGCGAAAAUCGAUGACAUUAUCAUGUGGUGAUGUAUUCGUUACUAAAGAUCAUUCCGCCAGGUUACUGAGUGAAAUAGCACAGCAAAUCAAGAAACGGCUAAAAAUAGGACGCAAAAAAAAGAACCAGUUGGCUAAUGCGGAGCAAGUUACAGUGUCAGAUCUGCGAUCUGCAAAUCUUGUUGUAGCUGCACGACUACACUCUAAUGCUCAUCAAUAUAUGGAACAUAUGGUGGAUAAUUAUUUAUGUUUAGCUAAAGAACGUUUCGAACAAUCGAAAAAUGCUCCUGGAAUGACUUCGCGCCAACGUGCUCGAUUAUCGCAUUCUUUCAGUACUUCAUCACUAUUGGUUACCUGCAUCAAUAAACAGUGUCAGAAGAGCGCCUCGCAGUCAACAAACUUCUUAUGCAAUGAUUGCUUUGAGUACCAAAAGCAGUUGAUGGCUUCUUUCGGUUGCGCACAACCGGGACAUUUGCGUUCUCUUCGUUCGUGCCUUUCAACCACCCUGCGAGAUUCAUGCGAUUUUUCACCUCGAACAGGUGGUUCCAAUAAAUCCAAUACAAUGCCGUCCAUUACGGUAUUUUCAAGAACCGUUUCUCAUACUGACGGCAAAGGCCUCACGAAUGCUCGGGAUACAGGUUCUGUAUCAGUUCCGCUUGCUGUAGGUGACAGUAUGCAAGCUCAGCAGUCUGAUAAUCCUAGCUCAGAACAUCAUUGUGAGCAUAUAGCUGCUGGUUGUGAAGGAAUUGUCCAUACGGUAGCUGUUCAUUAUGCACAUGCCCAAGCCGACGAUGUUACUACCAAAGUGGCAUCUAUAGAAGGGGCAAAUGGAGUAACUCAUUACUAUUUGUCACAGUAA